Messenger RNA from Carya illinoinensis, 2217 nucleotides. RefSeq names its product putative E3 ubiquitin-protein ligase RING1a. NCBI's taxonomy places the organism in Eukaryota, Viridiplantae, Streptophyta, Magnoliopsida, Fagales, Juglandaceae. Bases 225 to 1922 code for a protein of 565 amino acids. The record is from RefSeq and is a predicted model, not a curated record. The transcript is spliced from 11 exons.
ACCUGUAUUGUAUUUGUAUUUUGUAUGCAAUUGCGAAAAAGAUACUUGUAUAUACGUGCGUUUAUAUAUUUAUAUAAAGUGAAAAGCUAGCCCAUAUAAUCUCCCAUUUCAUUCUUCCUCCUACCUCCUCCUUCCUCUCGCUGUUCUCUCUUUCCAACAAAAACGCUCGCACGAAAAGGAAACAAUAAAAAAGCUCUCCUCUCUGUCGCUCUCUGUUACUAUCAAUGCCUGCGCAGAAGCGUUCUCUGUCAGAGAAUCUGGACGAUGAAGAGCCUCAUCACCAGCUUACCAAGCAAUCUCGGUCCGAACCAGAAGACGAAGAUGAUGUAGAAAAAGAAGGAGAAGGAGAAGAAGGAGAAGAGCAAGACGAAGAAAAAGAAGUCGAUGAAGAAGAUGAAGAAGAAGUGGGUGGAGGAGGAGGAGGAGAAGAAGACGAAGAAGCGGAAGAAGAAGAAGAAGACGAAGAAGAAGAAGAAGAAGAAGAGGAAGGAGAUGAUGAUGAAGCGGAGGUUAAACAACCUCAUCAACAACAAAUGCUACAUCAACAAAAAGAAGAAGAUAAUGAAGAUGAAGCAGAAGAUUCUGAGGGCAGCCCAUCUUCUGUCUCCCAAGAAAAACCCGAAGCAGAAUGCAUAGUAGGAAGCGCCUGGCUUUUGACUAUAUCAGUCUUGGAAAUAUAUGCAUUUUAUUGUGGUGAUGACAACAUGAUACAAGAAAGAAAUGUAGGAGGAAGAUUUGUUUUUGUACGACUGACAGACAUUCGUAAAGAUGUACAGUGUCCUAUCUGUCUUGGGAUUAUUAAAAAAACCCGAACUGUAAUGGAAUGCCUUCAUCGCUUUUGCCGGGAAUGCAUUGACAAAUCAAUGCGAAUGGGGAAUAAUGAGUGUCCUGCUUGCCGCACACAUUGUGCCAGUAGACGCUCUUUGAGAGAUGAUCCAAACUAUGAUGCCCUAAUUGCAGCCCUAUAUCCAGAUAUUGAUAAGUAUGAGGCAGAGGAAUUGGCAUUUCAUGAAGAGGAGAGGACACGUAAUAAGCAGAUUCAAGCGUCAAUUGCCCAAAUUUUUCAACGACAAUCAGAAGCUUUAGUUAAGAGACGCACAGGUAAAGAUACAGCAGGUCCAUUUAUGACAAGAUUGCAGCGCAGUAGUCGGAUUGCUCAUUCAAGGAGACGAAACUGCCGAGGCAUUGAACUUCAAGGAUCUGAGGAUAAUGAAGAUGAAAAUGAUAACAAGGAUUCAUCCUCAGCUGAUGAACGAUGUACAGAGGUCAGGCAAAAAAGGCGCAAGAGACGGGCAGGAAUCAGGUCAUCCCUGCCUUCCUCAUCAGCAGCCAAUUCAGAUGUUGGAUGCGCUGAAAAUGAUUUAGAUGUCAGCAGAGAAAACAGAGGAAUAUCUCCUGGGCUUGUUUGGAACUCUGAAAUGCUUGCUUGGGGCCGGGCUGGUACCCGGAGUCACACAAGGUAUGGGAAUGCUAGCAGCUGCAGCAGGAGUGCCCAAAACGCCCGCUUGUCCAAGUUGGUUGAUUAUCUCCGGAGCUUAGAGGAGAACAACGAUGAGUCAGAUGUUCAUCUCAUGCUUAUUUCCCUGGACAAGGAAACGCCAAGUUUGCAGCACCCACACCUUUGCUGUCGGCCAAGUUUGUCUGUUAAACACCUAUGUGAAUACAUUGCUCACCGGACGCCUUUAAAAGCUGACGACAUUGAAAUAUGGGCCCUAAAAGGGCAAGACACUUUGGGUGGGUUUAAAUCCAAUGGCAUUUUGGAAAAUGCAGAUGAUCUAGAUCCUGUGCCCAUGCUGGUUGAUCCACGUAAGGACCAGCUACAACUUCUGCAACAGCACGAAAAUUUGGGAAGGCUUAAAGCCACAUACAUUUCCAGCAUGAACCAUUUGAUUUUAGCGUACCGGCCAAAGCAGACUGGUUAAUUUUACAAGACUUGCCAACGUUCUAGAAUCGUAGAAGUUCAUCACAUUUGCUGUUGAUAAGAGAGCUAGUAGUAGAUGAUAGUCAUAGAGAUGAAUUGAAGCAUUUUUCCAGUUGCAUUGUUGAUAAUGUAAAUCUAUCCCGAUUAAUAAUUUUAAGAAAUCAACACAGAACAGCUUGCUGCACCUUUAUUAUACAGUUUUUUUUUUUGUUUUUUGAGGUUUCAUUUGAUGGUUGCGAGAUGUUUUAUUGUAUACGCGUGCUUGUGUAUUGAUGCCAUUUGACAUACUUUUGAGA